This is a messenger RNA of Frankliniella occidentalis (western flower thrips), 2083 nucleotides long. RefSeq lists its product as uncharacterized. The transcript has 7 exons. Gene Ontology annotation, biological process: DNA-templated transcription initiation. The record is from RefSeq and is a predicted model, not a curated record. The coding region runs from base 228 to 983 and encodes 251 amino acids. Lineage: Eukaryota; Metazoa; Arthropoda; Insecta; Thysanoptera; Thripidae. Gene Ontology annotation, molecular function: RNA polymerase II general transcription initiation factor activity; DNA binding.
UCGAAUCGAUAGAUCGAGAUUGCGUCGCGUGUCAAGUUUCUCUCUUCUAAAUCUAAAUUUCCAAUCGGAAACUGAAAUCCUGAAAUGAUUUGUAUUGUAUUCUUACUUUGUUGAUUCAUGUUUCACUCUAUUGAAUUAAUGAGUAGAAGACGGACACGCACAAGCGUCGUUGCUUGUCCAAUCAUAUCACUCAUUUUUAUGAGAGUAAAUGUGACUGCAUUUUAAGAAUGACAGAGGAUCCCAAGAACAACGUUAUGAAAAGUGAAUAUUUGCCUGAUGUUAAGGCCUCGACUUCCACUCUGUCAACAUGUGACUCUGGAUUUUCUUCUCCUCCUCCUGUGAACUCCUCUAAAAAAUCCAAACCAUGGGCCACUCCGUCAGCAAGCUUAAUGGUCAUUCCUCAUUCCUCUAUUCAACCUGUUAAUCCAUCAAGCUUGGAAUCUGGACUUACAUUAACAUUACAGAAUGUUGUCUCAACUGUGAGUUUGGGCUGUGAGCUAGAUUUGAAAAAAAUUAAUUUUAGAACAAGAAAUUCAGAAUACAACCCACAACGUUUUUCAGGGGUUGUAAUGAGAAUUUUAGAACCUCGUACAACUGCUUUGAUAUUUCAAUCUGGUAAGGUUGUAUGUACUGGUGCAAGGAAUGAGCAGGCUUCUGGAUUAGCUACCAGAAAAUUUGCCCGUAUUGUACAGAAAUUAGGUUUCCCUGUCAAAUAUCUAGAUUUCAAAGUCCAAAAUAUUGUUGCUACCUGUGAUCUCAGAUUUCCAAUUCGCCUAGAAAACCUUAAUCAAGUGCACAAUCAGUUCAGUUGUUAUGAGCCAGAACUUUUCCCAGGACUCAUCUACCGCAUGGUGAAACCACGUGUAGUGUUGCUGAUAUUUGUGAAUGGGAAAAUAGUCUUCACAGGUGCUAAAAACCGACAAGACCUAGAGGAGGCACUAGAGGCAAUUUAUCCAAUUCUCAAAAGUUUUAGAAAGCAGUAGUUAUUUCUGAAAAUUGAGAAUUUUGUUCAUGCUGCAGACAGUUUUCAUCAGCUGUGUUUUACAGGAUAUUUUGAUUCUAGUUUGAUUUUCUUUCUAAGUGUUUGGAAAUCAUGUGGCCGUUUUGACUAGUCAUCCAUCUUUUUGCUAUAGCACAUGUUUUUGGUAAUCUCCCAUUUCUUGUCUUUCUUAUUUAUUUUCUCAUUCAUUCAUAUAUUAUAUAUGUAUAAUAAUUGUUGUCUCAUUCUCAUAUGAAGCUGAAAAGGCAUAGUCUUUUCUGUUCUUGAUUCUUUAUGCAUCCACAUCUGGUUGUGAUUAUCGUUAUUUAUUAUGUCAUUUACACUUCAUGACUAAAGCUUUGCUUAGCAUCGCUAUAGUCCUUUUUUAUAUCUCACCAAAUAUUGUGGAUUUUGAUUUCUUUUGGAUUGUUUUCUGGCCAAUCAACCUCAUCCAUAUUUUUUUCUAUGCAAAGUUUGUAAAUGACAGUAUUAUCAUCAUCAUCCUCUGCUAACUGCUGUAAUUUUUGUCUACUCAAAGCUAGAACAACUCUACUUCAUUGUGCAACUGCAUGAGAAAAAGUAGCGACAUUCACAUAGCAACAAGUGUAAAAACUAAAAGUGUAAAAUAAUUUUGAUAAAUUGGUGCAUGGUAGGAUGGAAAUCAUUACGUUCUCUUGAGAUAUGUUCUAUGAAAUCUCUGUUGGUAUACAAUUAUUCUUGUACCAAUCAAGUCACUACUUCAACCCAGUGUCUGUUAAAUAGAUCCAAAAGUAUGGACUUGCAUUUUGUACAUUGUAUAGGGUGUUAGAAAUCAGAUGCCAUUGUAUUUCUGGUGCAAACUUUAAGAAUCUUUAAAAAAGGACUACUAAAUGAUUUCUUCCUUCAGUUUAAAGACAACUGUUAACCCAUUCUACUCAAUUUUUUUAACAACAACCGUGGUAGAGGUUGUCACUUUAGCAGAAUACGGAUGUAAAGCACUUUCAUUCGUUCUCUAAAGUUAUAUUGGGGGAUUUUACAUUCCCGUCCGACAUGUUCACCAAAACCGUAUAGGGGCUGUUGCAAUAUUUUGGUAAGACAGGCAAUAAAUACAUCUGAAUUCUCUUA